Molecule: messenger RNA, 618 nt
Organism: Perca flavescens (yellow perch)
Lineage: Eukaryota; Metazoa; Chordata; Actinopteri; Perciformes; Percidae
Product: urokinase plasminogen activator surface receptor
Exons: 5
Coding region: 1-618 (205 amino acids)
Source: RefSeq, a predicted model, not a curated record
AUGUAUCUCCUGGCGCUGAUGUUUGGGAUUCUGCUUCUACCUGAAGCCUCCACCCUGAGAUGUUACGUGUGUAUACCGGAUGCCUCGGGAACGUGCAUACAAACAAGCCAUGAAUGCCGAAAGGGUCUACGGUGUGCUGCAAUGAGACUUGUUAGAUACCAAGAUGGUUCAAAAGUUCAUGAAGAAAACUCAAAAGGAUGUGCUGUAGCUGAAGACUGUGGAGAGUACUCGGUCAACUUUGGAAUCUCCCAAACCAAAGUUAACAUGAAGUGUUGCACCUCUGCACUCUGCAACACCCAGCUGGCCCCAGAACCCAGCAAAUCCAAACCAAACGGUAAACAGUGCUACUGGUGCGAUGAACAAAGUUGCAACAACACCCUAAGCUGUGAGGGGAACGAAGACAACUGCAUCUCAGCAACAGAGAGCCAAGGAGGACAUAGUGUGACCGUGAAGGGCUGUGUGUCCAAGCGGCUGUGCACCACGAGGGAUAAAUCCUGGGCCCGAAAACUCACAUAUAGGUGUUGUAAGGGGAACUUAUGCAACGGCGCCAGCAGCCGCAGCGCUGGCCUGGUGCUGCUGGCCCCCCCGCUGCUCUCUUUGCUCGUGACCUCUUAUUAA